This is a messenger RNA of Thamnophis sirtalis, 578 nucleotides long. The record is from RefSeq and is a predicted model, not a curated record. Lineage: Eukaryota; Metazoa; Chordata; Lepidosauria; Squamata; Natricidae.
UGAGAACUAGAAUCCACUUCAUGUUGUGUGAUGUAUUUUUCUAUUCUCUUUUCUCCAAGUCUUUCCCUAUAAAGACCAGAGAACCUGUGAGAAAGAGGACUCCAUCCAAUCCCUCUCGGGAGCUGUGUUCCAUGAGGAUCUAUCAUGAAUCCUCAAGUCAGGACAUCUCAAAUGGGAAGAACAGAAUGAAUUUGACUCCUUUUUAUGGUGGUGCUGAGAGAGUGGUUGAAGCUUCAACUGAAGAAGGUCUUGUGUCCUUUAAGGAGGUGGCUGUGUAUUUCUCCGAAGAAGAGUGGACUCAGCUGGAUGAUAAUCAAAAAGCACUAUAUCGGGAAGUCAUGCUGGAAAAUCAUAGGAUUGUGGCCUCUUUGGGUAAUAAUGGGGAGGAAGAUGAAGAUUCCAGAGAACUAUUCAAAAUGAUCAGUCGUAGAUACAGUUUGAACAACCCUACAAUUUUAAUGGAAGUAGGAAGCCAUGAGAGAAACGAGUCAAAUAAUUGCAAUCAGGAAAGUUCAUCUUCUGUCCUUGAAGCAAUGAAAGCCUCUGUGGCCCAGCAAGAAAAAAUAAAAACGAAAUAU